Alligator sinensis (Chinese alligator) is the source of this 4190-nucleotide messenger RNA. It is a transcript of the gene MORC4, whose product is annotated as MORC family CW-type zinc finger 4. Lineage: Eukaryota; Metazoa; Chordata; Crocodylia; Alligatoridae. Gene Ontology annotation, molecular function: ATP hydrolysis activity; zinc ion binding. Gene Ontology annotation, cellular component: nucleoplasm; nucleus. The transcript is spliced from 12 exons. The record is from RefSeq and is a predicted model, not a curated record. The coding region runs from base 1011 to 2477 and encodes 488 amino acids.
UGGGCGGUCGUGUUGCCGGUCGUCAGGACGUGGCAGGACCUGACACCUUCCCUCUCCUCUCCCCGCCCCUCCAGCCUCGCGGCGCGGAGCACCAGCCCAGCGCCGCUUCUCUGAAGCAAUUAUUCUUUAAUAGACAAUUGCCUGGGUUGGGGGCAUGUCCUUUCGCACUUUGUUUCCUGCUCCUCAUUUCACCUAGGUCAGGCUCAGAGCAAACACUCGUCUGCCGCACUAGGUCUCAGGUCCCAUAUCUUGUGGCCCACCAGGGCAGCAGAAGUGAGUUUCCUGUUGGAGCUUUCUUCCUCGCCCUGGAAGGUCCCAAGAUUAGGUCCUAAAAUCCCAGCCUUUUUAGGUAUUAGAAAGGCAGUUAUUGGAAUGGCCUAUGACAUCCUAGAGGCAAGGACUUCUUGCCUCACCUCAUUUCUGGACCAUCCCAGCUACAGCAUCACAUGUGCGAGCACAGGUGUAUUGUGACAUGCUCAAACCUGUGCAGGUAAACAGAAGGUAAAGUUCUUAAUAAGACAUUUCUUCUGUAACAUGUGGUGUGUCGAGAACACAGAGUAAAGUGUGUAAAUGUUUUUUUGACAGUCAUUUGUGAUGAUUUACAUAACUCAUUUGCAACUUCCUUACACCUAUCUUAUGUGGUCCUCCCUACUUUGUUCUGAUAGAACCAUUUUGCCACAUCAUAGCAUUUCCCCAUUCUCUGUCCGUGCAAGUCAUGCUUACGUGCAUACCUACAGAAUGUAGUCAGCAGUUUGAGGAGAAUAUAGUAUGUGUCAUUUCUCUGCACUUGGGAGAAAAAAAGUUCAAAAAUAUUUUCACUUCUCAGCUCCCAGGAGAUAAUGUGAGAGCUUCAGGAGAGUACUUGAGCACCUGAGUGGUGCUGACUGGCCAGGUUUCUUCCUUCCACAGACAAUGCCUCCGACCCUGGUGUAACAGCGAAGCUUCUCUGCAUUGAUGUUGUGGAAAUUAAGGGAGAGGCUUGUUUAGCCUUUACAGAUAAUGGUGCUGGAAUGACACCCCACAAACUUCACCAUAUGCUCAGUUUUGGCUUCACGGACAAGGCAGCGAAGAAGAACCACCCAUCCAUAGGGGUGUAUGGCAAUGGCUUCAAGUCAGGCUCUAUGCGGCUGGGAAAAGAUGCCAUUGUCUUUACUAAGAAUGGAGGUGCGCUCAGCGUGGGGCUCCUUUCACAGACCUACCUGGAAUGUGUCCACGCUCAGGCUGUUAUUGUCCCAUUGGUACCAUUCAGCCAGCAAAACAAGAAAAUGAUUGUAACAGAAGACUCUGUGCCAAGCCUUGAGGCCAUCUUGAAAUAUACUCUCUUCAACACGGAGGAGGAGCUGCUGUCACAGUUUGAUGCCAUUCCAGGCAAGAAGGGCACACGUAUCCUCAUCUGGAACAUCCGCAGAAAUAAAGAUGGAAAGCCAGAGCUAGACUUUGAUACAGACAGGUUUGACAUUCGGAUAUCAGACUUCAACACAGAGGAAGCAGAGAAUCCUGGGAGGAAGCUACUACCUCCACACCUCGAGAAGAUUCAGGAGUCCUCUGCACCAGAAACGGAGUACUCCUUACGGGCAUACUGCAGCAUCUUGUACCUGAAGCCCCGCAUGCAGAUUGUUCUGCGACAGAAGAAGGUGAAGACUCAGCUGAUGGCCAAGAGCUUGGCCCAUAUUGAAUAUAAUGUAUACAAACCCACCUUCGUAAAUAAAAGAGUGAAGAUUACCUUUGGGUUCAACUGCAAAAAUAAAAGCCACUGUGGGAUCAUGAUGUACCACAACAACCGACUUAUCAAGUCCUACGAGAAGGUUGGCUGCCAGAUGAAGGGAGAUGGUGUGGGAGUAAUCGGGGUGAUUGAGUGCAACUUUCUUAAACCAGCACACAACAAACAGGACUUUGAAGAAAACAAGGAAUACCGACGGACAGUCACUGCCCUGGGACAGAAACUCAAUCUUUACUGGAAAGCGAAGAUGGCCCAGAUGAACUUGGGAACUUCAAAUGCAUCCAGCAUGAUAGCAGAGAGACCAGAUCAGACAUGGGUGCAGUGUGAGGAGUGCUUGAAAUGGAGGAAGCUGCCUGACAAAAUAGAUCUGUCGUCGUUACCGGAGAAGUGGUUUUGUUACCUCCAUCCCCACCCCAAGUACAAAAGCUGCUCAGCACCUGAGGAACAGGAGCUCAGCGAUGAGGAGAUGAAUUCCAGCUAUGACAGAAAGUUCAGGAAACAAGAUCAGCCCUCAGACAGGAAGCAGAGAAAAUCAUCAUCUUUAGAAAACCUGGAGCACCAGGUGUCAUCCCCUGCUUCAGAGCCCUCUCCUGCUGAGAAUGACCGUAUCAUAAGUUCUGUGAAACAGGAGCCUGAGGAAGAGGCCUCUGAUGGGAUUGCUGGCUCUAACACUCCUCCACCUGCUCUGGAAAAGUUCAAUGCUGCCCAUUGGACCAUUGGGCCACUAAAGCGAAACAUGUUGCAAACUGGAGGGUAGGUGGUAGGGUGCAAAUUGCUGCACUCUCGUCAGUUAUGCAUCCUCUCUGACCCUGGGGCUGAGCCUGCUUGCUCCUGGAGAGGAAGAGCAUGGGAUGGAGUGGGAAAGGGUGAGCUGAGAAUCUGAUCAAAACGGGUGUCUGCUGGAGCCAGCAGAUUUGCCUCUGUUCCUCUGCAUGUCUUUUUAACUAGAUGUUCUGUACAGUUCAGCUUCUCUACUGCUUUGCUGGCAUUGGAAUGGGAACAUGCAGGGCUCUGAUAAAUGAACCGUACAGUUCUGUUUUAAUUGUGGCUCCAACCAGGGUUACUAUAUUUCCUGCCGAACUGUCAGUGCUGUUCUUAGAGCAGCACUUGCUGGUUCCCAGGUGAGACAUUGGUGGAAGGGAUGUAUGGCAGAAGGAGUUUGCUUAUUUCCCUACUGGGUACCUCUACUAGGCACAUCUCUGCCUCUCUAGCUUCUCCCCAGUAGUACCCAGUACUACUGGGUAGUAGUACUGGGUACUACUACCCAGUACUACUACCCAGUUAAGUAAACUUAACUUUAGCAGUUAAGUUUAGCACCCUUAACUGCUAAAAGGCCAAAAGUUGGAAUGUUGCUGUCAAAGAGGAACAUGUUGCAAGGUAUGUGGCUGGCUGUGUUUUAUAUGUUCACUUUUUAGUUUAUAAGCAGACAAGGUUCUUUAGGUAACUGUGAUAUCUUUUAUUAGACGAACUAAAUUUUGGCGCAUGAAUUGAUCGUUGACCUUUUUAACUUCAGACAAGGAGAGAAGAGCAGUGAGAAUAGUGGAAGGGCCACCUUUAUGUACAGUCAGUCUUGAGCUGAAUUCCUGUUGGAUAUCCUUUGUGCUAUGCUAGUUGAUUCUCUUCCAUUUCUAUGGGUUAGGGGAAUGCACUUCCUAUCAUCAGAUUGAGAUAGGAGAUUCAGCAAAACCUGUGAAGUCACCUCUUGUAAGAAGCCAGGUUCUAGCUGAAGAAUCCAGUCCAUUUCUGGUAACUGACAGGUGAAUAGUUUUUUCUGGCCAAGAGAAGCUUCUUGGGGAAAUCUGAAUUGCACUUUGGGUUUUUAGGUGUGUGUUUUCCCCUCCUGUAUCUUGUCCUGGUGUUGCCUGCAUCAUACUGGUAGUCAGUGAACUAAAGUUUACGUUCAUUUGAGUGAUGUAGUACACCAUUCUAUCCACUUGGUGGUGCAGUUUGUCCAUUUUUCUAUAAGACUGCUUGGGGAGAUGAGCAUUUUGUGGUGGUGGCUUGUUUGCUCUUAUAGUUAAAUGGUAGCGCAAGUGCAGUGGUGAGAGUAGACCUUCUCAAGCUGAUCAGUGAAGUACUGGUAAUUAACAUGCAGCUAGCUUAUUGCCAACUUCUAAUUCAACCCUGAAGGAACUUGGGAAUAUGGGAUGCCUCUUUUCCAUCUGAAAUAAUUGCUGUACUUGCUGCUGCUGCAGAUGGGAGAGAGGUGUGCAAGAGAAUCUCUGUAUUAAAACACAUUUUAUGCUAUGAAAAGCUUGAGAACUUCUAGAGUAGAUGGUGAAACCUGCUGGUGGACUAGAUGGUGACAGUAACCUCAUUUCCUAAAGUCUUUGCUAGGCAGCAUGUGGGGAUGGGAAUAGAGGGAAUACUUAGUUUGCCAAGCAAACAAGUUGUCUUUAAGCCUCCCUCAGAGGCAUUGGUGCUGGCUACAGCUAAGGCUGGGAACUUUGACUGGGGUGUGCUAAUGCUU